Molecule: messenger RNA, 3729 nt
Organism: Tetrahymena thermophila SB210
Lineage: Eukaryota; Ciliophora; Oligohymenophorea; Hymenostomatida; Tetrahymenidae
Exons: 2
Source: RefSeq, a predicted model, not a curated record
AAAAUUGAAAUAAAAAUUAAUAAAAAUAUAUUAUUGUAAAGAAUCAUAGAAAGUAUGAAGUCGUAGGAAUAUAGCCUUUUCCCUCAACCAAGAACUCAACCACAAAGUUCUUAUUAAUAGGAAAAUUUGUUUAGUCCAUAGCAGAACUGGAGAGUGACUACUACAAAUAAGACUCCUGCUGUACAGGUCUAGACAUAACCUGCGUUUUUACCAAUAGUUCCUUCAUCGGUAAGAGUAUCUUAAUUGCCAGUUAAUUAUGUUUUAACUCCAUAACCAAUAAUUCCUGUCAGAUCUAAUCCUUAAAUACCUCAAUAAAAGAUCAUUUAUCAUUCUCCACAAUAAUUAAGUUAAUAGGGUUAUCAAGAAAUUUAAUAACAGCAAUCUCAAAAUAAAGAAAUAAAACAAAUCUAAGAAAAAGUCUAAGAAUAAGCAUAGCAAUAGUUAUAGUAAUAGUAACCUAAUCCUAUCCACUCAUACAGACAAUAGUUGAUUCAAGAAUAGGUUCGCAGCGAAUAAAGAAACGAAAAAUAAAAAGAGAUAGAAAAAAAGAUCCAUGAAGAAAUACUUUCUUAAUCAAAAAGAGUACAUCCCUCCUAGAGGGUGUAAUAAACACAGUCUCCUUUUAAAUAAACUAAGACUCUUCUUUAAAGCAUUAAUAUUCAUCAUAACGAAAGAGAUUUGCAUAUUCAAAAAUAAAAUUAGAAUUAAAUUUAUGAAUAGCAUAAUUAAUAGUACAAUUAAUAACCCUCUAAUCUAUUAAUCUCAAGGUCUUAUGUUUAAUUACCUCAAUAACCUACUGCUGUUUAGUGCGUUUCCCCUCUUGUUAACUCUUAAAUUAGAGCAAUAUAAUCUCCAGUUGUUCCAAUAACAGGAUAAUUGUUAACUUCUUAAGUGAGAGUUUUACAGCCUUUAAAUCCACCUAUUGCAAUAGCAACAUCUACUGCUACUACAAGAUUAAUUCCUACUAAAACAUCAAAAUUAAUUAUAAAUUAGAUUGGAGCAAGUCCUGUCACUAGCGUAUCUUCAGUUUUAACACCCCAAUCUCAGCUAUUUUCUUAAUAAGUAAUUAGAUAGUCCCCAGUUACUUAUGGUGUACCUUUAGUUCUAAGUUAACAAUAAUAAAGCUAAAACAUUGUUAAAGUAUCUUAAAUCAUUUAAUCACCAAAGAAUUAAAUAAGUUAAGUGAAUGAAUUUGCUAUCAAUAGUGGAUUUAGAAGUUUUCAGACUGAUAGAGAUAAUUUCUAAAGAAAUCCUGAUUUUAUUAAAUCAAUCGAUGGAGGUUUUGGCACAGAGAGAGUAACUAAAGCAAAUAAAACUGAAACUGAUCUUAAUACUCAUUAAUAGUAAGUUAGAUAAAUAAUCUAAUAAUCUAAAUUCCUUCUUUAAAAUGAUAUCUUGCCUAAAAACGAAGAACUUAACUAAUAAUAUUAAGGCUUGAAAUAAUAUGAGAAACUCAGUCUUCAGAAUAGAUAGGAUCAAGAUAAAUUCUUUUAGGAUUUUGAAAUGAGAAGAAUGCAGUUCAACAAAAAGCUCUAGCAAUGCAGCUAACCUUCUAAUGCUGAAUUAAAUGAGUUUGAAGAUCAGAAAAAUAUUUAAUCAAAUUUAUAUAUGAUUCAUCAAUAGAGAGUACAAUUCGCUCCUGCUUAAGAAAUUUCUCAUAUAGCUGUCUCUUAAAAUAUUUCCCUACAAAAUAAUCGCUCUUAACAAUAAAACUUAUAGAAAGCUUAGUAGGUUCCAAAGAAUUUGAAUUUACCAACAGAGUCCUAGACUUUGAAAUAGCCUAUUCUCACUGAAUAUGAGCAAAGCCUCAUCAUUCAACAGUAAUCUACAUCUAACUUUCCAAAUUCUUCUCGUAAUUAAAUUGAGAAGACUGCAUCUACUUCAGAAUUAAGAGAUAAGAAUUAUUAAGGCCAAACAAAAGAAGAGACAAGUGAGCAAUAUGAAACAACCUAAGGAUUAGACUUGAAUAAUAUCCAAACACCUUCAAAUAAUUAGCUGAAAGAAUCUGAGAAAAAGCAAUAAAAUAACUCAAGUGAUAAUAAUUAUCGUCAAGAUGAAGAAUUAGAAGAUAACCAAAAUUACUAAUAACCUGAACCCAGUAUCUCUAAUCAAAUUAACUAAUAGGAUAUUUCAAGAUCUUCUACUGUCCAUCAAGCAAUUGAAAAAGAUGUAGUCUAUUCAUAACAACACUAAGAAUUCAAAUAAAAGUUUUUAAAGUCUAAGGAUCAGUUCUACCAAGAAAAGAGCUAACUUAGCGAUAGAUCAAAACAAAUACAACAAUCUUAAACGUAAGAAUCCGAAAACAAAGACUUAAAGCUCGUUUAAUAAUAAUAAUAAUUAUCUUCUGUAGUCUAGGCUAAUUAAUAAUUGAAAGAUUAGAUUACAAACAAUAAUCUAUCCUAAUAGUCUAACAGGUAUCAAUUGAUAGAUGAGGAUGAAGAUUAAUAAAAUACUGCAGGCAUUAAUUAGUAAUAAUUACAAUAAUAAUAAUAAGAAUAAAAUAAUAAUUCUAAUCAAUAAAAUCAAGCACUAGGACAACAAUAGCAAUAAUUGAUUUAGCAAUAAAAUAUUUAAUAAAUUUAAUAGUAAUAUCUUUUAUCUAGAGGAUAGGCAAAUGAAUAACUUCUUAAUUAAAUUAAUAAUAAUGACGAAGAAUAUUAAUUGGGAGACCUUGCUUCUCAUUAAGCUCAUGUCUAAGCAUAGUAAGAUUAGUAAAAACAUUAAUAAAAUUAGGAAGAGUAAUAAUAACAAAUUAAUUUAAAUAAUGAUUAACAACAGUACUUGUAAAAUAGAGGGCAAAUUAAUGAUCUAUUUUUACAUUCAUUAGAAAAUAAAUAUCAAAAAUAAUUUAACUAAGAAGAAGAAUUUGAAGAUGAAAAUUAUCAGAAUCACUAAGAAGAAGAAUAAGAUGAAGAAUAUGAGCAAAAUCACCAAGAAGAUAAUUACUAAGAUUUAAUUGACUAAGAUGAAAAUAAUCAAUAUGAACAUCAAAUAUUACCUCGUGAAAAUUUUGAAUCAGAAGAAGAAUAUUAGAGAUACUUACAAGAGCAAUAAGAAUACUUCAAUAUAAUUAAUUAAUAACAUUAAAUUCUUACUCCUGGUCAUUUUGAUAAUGAAGAGGAUUACAAUUAAUACAUUUCUUAAAUCUAAAAAAUUCAAUAGAUUUAAUAAUAAAAUUUGAACUUAUAGCUAAUGCAACAAUAAUAUUUAGUAUAAAGAGGAGAUGCAAAUGAAGAGCUAAUGCAGUAAUUUUAUUAAAACUAGCAGUAUUAAUAAGGUGCAGCAUCUAAUAAUCACAACCAAUAAGGUUAAGAAGACCUUAUCAAUUUUGAUGACUACUAAAAUCAAGAAAAUAUUUAAUAGUAGAAUUAAAAUAUUUAAGACAUGGAUUAAGAGUUUGAAAAUGAACACAACUAGCAAAUCAACACUAAAAUUCAUAACUAACAGUUCUAAUAACAAAUAUUAAAUCAACAAAUUAAUUAAUAAGGAAAUCAUCAAUUUAUUCAACAGUAAAUGAUGUCUUAAAACUAACAGGUAAAUUCUCCCUAGCAUUAUGAUGAUGAGGAGAGAUUAGUUAUGUUGAGAGAGUAACAGCUUCUAUAAGAAAAGAAAAAGAGGGAAGAAGAAAGACAGUAAAAAAUUUAGCAAAUUGAGCAAGAUGAGUUAUUGAGACUAAGCUCUCAUAGUUUAGGCAAUAAGAAAAACUCUCUGAAUCCUGAUUUAAUUUGA